Messenger RNA from Chondrus crispus (carragheen), 630 nucleotides. RefSeq lists its product as hypothetical. The coding region runs from base 1 to 630 and encodes 209 amino acids. NCBI's taxonomy places the organism in Eukaryota, Rhodophyta, Florideophyceae, Gigartinales, Gigartinaceae. Gene Ontology annotation, molecular function: DNA binding. The record is from RefSeq and is a predicted model, not a curated record. The transcript has a single exon.
AUGCCUCGAAACACAAGGCUCACAACUUUUGAAAAAGGACAAAUCCUUGUCCAUCACUCCAACUGUAUCUCCCUAUCUGCUAUUGCCCGCGAGCUGGGACGAUCCCGCACAGUUGUCACAAACUUUUUGCGCGAUCAAAAGCGGUACAAUCGCAAAAAUGCGGGAGGAAGGCCGCCAAAAUUAACGGAGGCUGAUAAGCGAAGAAUUUUACGGGAAGGCUCCAAAGGAGAUUUGGGGUCAGCAGGGAUUGUGAAAGCAUUGCAACUGAGUGUCAAAGCUCGCCGUGUACGCCAGGUUAUCGCUGCAGCCGAGCAUUUGCGAUACAAGCAAAUUGCACGGACACCAGCGAUGCGGGAGCGUCAUGAAAAAUCUCGGCUCAAGUGGGCGAUGACACGAAUGGUGUGGAGCAAUGCAAAAUGGUCCCAAAUCGUCUGGUCCGAUGAAAAGAAGUUCAACUUGGAUAGAACAGGCGGUUUGGCGUAUAAAUGGCAUGACUUGAGAAAGGAGAAGGAGUGGUUUUCAAAGAGACAAAUUGGGGGUUCGAGUGUUAUGGUUUGGGCAUGCUUUGCCGGUUCAAGGAUAUCAGAGCUUGUUUUUUGGAAGGAAAGCAGGAUGGAGCGAAGUACGUGA